CCUAUCCAUUUUACAGUAAUCCAGCAAUCGCCAAAUUCGCCAUCACCAUCGGGAGCGGACCCUAACCUCUCGGUCCUGUGAGUUGUGAGUCACUGAGUUGAGUUGUGGCGUUCGGACUUGGUAGUUGGCACUAAAGUAAAGAGAGAUGCUUUGUGGUGCGAGAACUCUACGGUCACUCUCCUCUACUGCUCCCUCCUCCUUGUUCUUCAAGCCCAAGCCCCUUCCUUCUUUUCCUGUCAAAACCAUCUGCUGUUCGUCUUCAAUUCUUCCCGCCAAAAUGACCAUUGAACACAUAGUUCUCUUCAAAGUCAAGGACAACACCGAGCCUUCCAAGAUCAACGCCAUGAUCGGUGGUUUGAACGCCCUCACCUCUCUCGACCAGGUUCUUCACCUGUCCGCCGGACCCAUCUACAGAAACCGAUCUUCGGCCCUCAACUUCACCCAUAUGUUGCACAGUAGGUACAGAACCAAGGAGGAUCUCGCCGGCUAUUCUGCGCAUCCCAAGCAUUUGACCGUCGUGAAAGACUCCGUUUUGCCCAUAUGCGAAGACGUCAUGGCCGUUGAUUGGGUGGCCGAUGAUCUCGAUGGCCCGAUUGUUCCCUCGCCUGGCUCUGUCAUGCGGGUGACUUUUCUAAAGUUGAAGGAGGGCUUGGGAGACGGAGUGAAGGGAGAGGUUUUGGGAGCUGUUGGAGCUGUUAAGGACUAUGUUGGUUCGAUUGACCAGUUUAGUUUCGGCGAGAAUUUCUCCCCUGCGAGGGCAAAGGGGUUUUCAAUUGCUUCGCUUUCUAUUUUGCCUGGAUCAAGUGAAUUGGAUGCUCUGGAUUCGAAUGAGGAGGCGGCGAAAGUGCACAAGGAGAAGGUUGGGGAUUCACUGGACAGUGUGGUCGUGGUUGAUUAUGUUAUCCCGCCGCCACAGUCUGCUAACCUUUGAUUGAUGACUUUCGACGAUCAGGGAGAACCCCGUGAGCCUUGUAUAAGCAAAACCAUCCUCUUUGGUUUCGAACGUCAAUCUGAGACUGAGACUGAGAAGAGGACUAUUUGAUAUCCGACGAUUAGUGCUUUGCAUUUUCAGGAGAUGACUUAAAUUCUAUCAUAACGGAAAGACAUGAAUGAUAUCGGAAGAGCUUUGACCAAACAAAGCACCCCGUGAAUUUUGAUAAUGCCAGUUGAUUUGCUGUGAGUUUUUCCGAUAUUA
Molecule: messenger RNA, 1195 nt
Organism: Nelumbo nucifera (sacred lotus)
Lineage: Eukaryota; Viridiplantae; Streptophyta; Magnoliopsida; Proteales; Nelumbonaceae
Source: RefSeq, a predicted model, not a curated record